AUGUUGAGUUACUUGUGGUGCAGUAAAGCAAUAUUGAUUCAAUCACGUUUUAUGAGAUUUUUAGAUGAUAAGCAUGAAAAUAAAUCCGCUUGUAAAUCAAUAACGAAAAGAUCAUCACGUCAUGUUGAAGUUGACAAUGCUUAUCUUAGCAAAAUAUUUCAUUUCUUCCACAAUAAAUAA
Messenger RNA from Clunio marinus, 180 nucleotides. The record is from the annotation of a GenBank genome assembly. Lineage: Eukaryota; Metazoa; Arthropoda; Insecta; Diptera; Chironomidae.